CGCUCAUUUCUGAAUAUGGCCGCCCGCCUCUAUCCAAAAUAGGCCCGCAACGGGGGCUUUUUGUCAAAGAAAUGCCCCAAACUGGGAAGUAUCAGUCCUAAAUUUAUAGAAAUAUUUCUAUGAUGCCUCCUGAUUAUGGCCUGUCCUAUUGUAAAAAUCCUGUGAGAUCACAAAAUAUUAAUGAGCUCGCGUGCAGAAAUACAACCAUUUGGUGGAAUUCACCCCUAUGCGAUAAGUACCCCAAGACACGCCCCCCUUUUUCUUCCGCUCAGAGCGGUUAAUAAUUCCGCAAACAGGCGAGCUUUUAGUAACUUAACAAUGUGUGGUAAGUGUCAACAUCUGAAAACAAUUCGAUUUUUUCGCGCUUGCAGUUUACAGACGGACGACCUCUAUAUUUCGAAUUGUCGUUGCUUGUUGGUAAUAUGCGUCCACUACAAUGCUCUGAAUCAUUGGCUUAAAUUUGUUUGCCGUUUUACAGUGGCGUAAAUCUGUUUUGGAAAUUGGGGGAUGGGGCGGGGAAAGGUGUGGAGGGGGAGGACUUGCGCGCUAUGGAAAUUUGAAAAGUGGGGGGGGGUGGACACCAUAUUUGCUUUAUGGGUGCGAUGUUCAUGAUUAAGAUGUACAUCUGUAAUGUAUAUCAAAUUUAUGUAGAAUCUUACUUCAUAGUGGUAUAUUCACGGCUUUUGAAAAUUGCUUUUCCUUUUUAGUGAUAUCGCAAACAUUUCUGAAAAUUCUUCACAGUCCGCUUUAGUUUUUUUUGAUCAUCGCAAAAAGUGUGUGGGGAGAUGAUUCAAUAGCCCACCCCCCCCACAACAAGGGGAGGGAUAAAUACCACCCCCCCUCCCCCGGGAUUUACACGAUGGCUGUUUACAUAUAAAAGUUCAGUGACAAAAGAGAAGCCUGUUUUUAUUAGGAAAUGUCUCCUAAUUAAGUGCAGUGAAUUUGCCAGCAUUUUUUGUGUCUUCAAAAGUGGUCUGAUAUUGAACUGAAGUGUUAGAUUAGACUUGAACAUACUAAAAAAGUAACAGGGUUUUAUGUUUUUUCCUAGCUUGACAUUAAAAUCACCAAAUCAAGUAGAAAAGAUCGCGCAAAGGGACGGUUUUUAAAAACUUAAUCAUCUUGAAAAUACAUUUCGAAAAAAAUACGUCUUGAAAAUUGAUCAUUUGUAUUAAAAUUCUAGAUGUGCCUUGAAAUGCUACAUGGAUGGAUUUUAUUUUGCCCACCAGAUUGUGUUUGUCAUUUGCACGUGCGUCCGUCAAUGGAUAAAAUACCUUCCUUUGUCUUGUAGCUAUUUGACUAAUCAGAAAACCAUGUAAAGUUAGAUGUUUAUGUCCCCUAUCGAUUUGGGAGAUGCUAUACAAUCCAUACCAAUUUACCCCUCAGUGAGAACUGUUGUCUCACAACGGAGAAGAGUAGCACAGUUAGUUGUUUCAUUGUAUGCAGCCGCUGGAUUCACAUGGUUCACGUGGAAUGCUUAGGCUAGAAGUUCUUAGUGGCAGACUCUUUACGUAUCAUUAUUGCCCUGUACAAGUUUCACUAUGCUGCCCUUUCCAUUUUCGCUUCUCGGUCUUCUGUGUUCAAGCUGGAGUCGAAUUAAGAUCACAAGUAUCCGUUUCGCAAUUUUUGAAAGCUGUGGCACUGUUACGAGUUGUAUCUAUUUUUCGUUAUUGUACUAAUCAUUUGGAUGCAUAAUUUCGUCAUUGAUCAACUUAAAAUAAUUUGAGUUUAGUUACGAAUUAAGAAAGCUUGCACAAAUGCUGUAAUUCUGUAAAUAAUUGGUGAGCUGAUCUGAAAUUAUUUGUACAUAAUGAGACGGGAAAGUUUUUAUUUUUGCAUUAGAAUUAUAUUAUGUUUGCAUUUCAUGGUACACUUUGGACUUCAAAUGCAAUUGUACUGUCUGUAAUUAACAUUACCUUUGUGGACAUGAAAAUAAGGUUUGUGAAUAAGAUGAACAUGUGCGGAGCUAUUCAGCGGUUUGACUAGUUUCCUUGAGUGUUAACAUUCUAAGUAGUUUCAGGUAAGCUGUCCCUCAUGCGGGUAGUUGCGCACCUGUCAAAGAUCUCAAACAUAGGUGGUACGUUCAUAUAAUGCAAAUUAAAUACGAACGGGAAAGAGGUUACGAGAUUAACAACUUAAGCAGCUGCUUGACAAUUUUCGCUCUCAGGGCCUUUUUUCCCCAUUUAAGUCAUGCACGAGGUAUACUUUUAUCUGGAAAAGAAGCUCAUCCCUUUGCCUUACAAAUUUUAGAGAGGGAAGCACAGGUGUGACAAUGCCUUGUGGGUAGCUUUUUAUCCUAAUAAAUGCACUUGUUUGCUGCUCACACAUUUGUUCCGUAUACUGACCUAUAUUUAGAAACACAUUACUAAUCAGUGUAGUUUGUCUAUCAGCAAACUUCAGUUAAACGCUUUGUUUAUCUAUGUCUCUGGCCAAUGGGUGCCAUGGUAAUGGACUGUGGAACCAGACAGAAAAGUUCAUUAACACUGUAAAACUUGAUAGUAAAUCCGUCAUUGGGAAAACCGUGUUGGUGGUCUGAGGUACACUGCAUGGAAGGACGCUGAGACUGUACGAUAUUUUAACAGAAGCAUCUGAACUAAAGGAUUGAACUGGAAAUGGCGAUCAACGCGAACUAUUCAGUGGGAUGCAGCAUAUGCGUCGGCGUGUUUCACGUUCUUUUCGGUCUGUCGAGUUGCGGAUGUGGUAUCGCCUCUAUCGUCUUUGGAACUCCAUACUAUGUGACAGGCUUAGGAAUAUGGGCUGGUGUGGCGUUCUAUUUCGUGACAGGAAUUCUGGCCUUUGUUUCGGGGAAAAGAAACAACUGUGUGAUUACAGCGCACUACAUCAUGGCGUUGUUUUCUGUCUUGGUUUCGAUGUCGCAAAUGGGUCUUUAUUCCUGGGCGCUGUACGUUGUGAUGGAUUACUGCUGGAGUUACGACCUAACUUCGUGUCUGUUACAAUGGUCCGGAGCCUUGCCAAUCGCAUUCAUCGCUAUUGGUCUGGGCGAGUUGAUAGUCGCGGCCGUGUCUUGUUGCAUAUCCUGCAGCUGCUGCAAAGCUUCAGCACCACCUACCCAGACGAUUGUGCUCCAGACCGGCCCGCUUGUACCAUCCAAUGCAGUUUACGCUGGUCAAGCUGGUGUCCUAGGCCAAUCAUCGUACAAUGGACAAGGAGUGGGAGGUGCGCCAAUACUCAGUGGGCAACCAGCAGGUGGCAUCCAAGCUGCGGUUGUAACAACUGCUAGUGGUGCAGAUGGACACCCGACCACGACCCACGUUAACCAAGGCUUCCUGUACGAAACCAGACUGCCGCACACUCCCUUUGUCUAAAUUGCACCAGAGCCUGUUCAGACACUAGAAAAACUAUGUAGUGUUAAUUUUUUCUCUCGAUUCCUCGCCAGAAGUCUUCGAUUAGUGACUACUUCGGAUUGUUACACUUGGAUUGUUAUGCCUUGGAUUUGUAUGCAACGCUCACUUCUUAUGCCCCUGGCGUGAUCGAUAUAGCCAAGAUUUGCUUUGGAAAUCUUUCGAGAGCCUCCAUUCAGGUCUGAGAUAUCUCUGCUUUUGAGUAAACAUCACAGGAGAAAUGUGUUCGACGCGGAUCGGUGGUGUCAGCGUGUUACCGGCGGUGGGCAGCGGGGUAGUCAAGGAGGGUGAUCACACCCUGACGCGGUCCCCGUCGGACUCCGGAACCAAAAUUCUCAAGGAGGGGAUUGUUGAUAAGGAAUCGCAUGGUAUCAUCUACUCCUGGCGGUCGAGGUUCUGCAUACUGACGCAGGACUCUUUGACUAUCUUCAGAUCGGACCCAAGACGAAAAGGAGGAGGAGUGGCCGAAGAAGACAAGAGAAGGAGAGCUUCAUCGAUAUCAGAGAGGGCAGAGAAGAAGAAUAUCUUGUACCGUCUCCCCCUUGAGGAGAUUUCCUCCAUGUCCAAUAUCGACAAAGGCCGACGGCAUAUUCACUUUACCAUCUGCACCAAGCAAGGUGUCUUUGCUCUGCGAGUGAACUUGGGUCAGCGAGACUGGCUGACUCAGAUUCAGCUGGCUGUGGCGGACCGGCGCAGCAGAAAUGACUUCAUGAGGGAGCUCAAGACGCGAACCUCGGUGGUUGCUAACAAAUACCGCAAACACAAUCACCGCAGGUUGUCCUUUUCCAAGGAAGAGGAUUAUGGGGAUGGUAUUGGCAUCACGAUUCGAAACGAGGCAGAUUCCAUCGUUAUUGCUCGAAUAUUCGCAGAUGGUCCCGCGGCUAAGAAAGGAACCCUUCGACCAGGAGACGAGAUUGUGGAGGUUGACGGGAAGCCAGUACGUGGUUACAACGCCGAACGCGUCGCCGGUCUGAUCAAAGGAAUGCCUGGUCACGUGGUGCUCACUGUCAAACCCACGUGGGUGGACAGGGGCACUAACACAUCCGCUGCUGAUUUCGCUUUGUCCAGGCCAUUGUAUCCAAAGCCCAACAAUCUCAGAGGGCGAGCACGCCCUCAUUCGCUUGCAGAUGUUGCCGUGUCAACCGACCCUGAAGUCCCCAGUGCCACCAACGUUGUGAAUGACGUCUCGUCAAUGUCACCCAUCGAUAGGAAGAAGUUCACCCGUUGUCCAGUCAAGAAUAAGAACAAGGAAACUUCAGAAAACCGUUUGUCAUUGCCAUGAGAAGGGAGCUCGUCAUUAGAGAGAAAACAUUGUGAAAGAAUGAAUGUUUCGGAUAUGACGACUUCCUACUGGCAUAGGUCAUACACUCACUCACAUAUGGUGGCGAAACAGGGUAUAGAGGAUGUGCAUGACUGCCAUCUUGCAGGCCAGUGCUUUAGGUCCACAGGGUAUACACCAAGGAAGUUUCCCUGUGGAACGAAAAACCUGACUUACAAGAUGGUACCACGCAAAGCCUCUAUAGCAUGUCAGAGCAACUUUUUGACAGUAACAAAAGUGUGAAAUUCAAGAGUUGUCGUCAUAUACGAUAAAUGAUGCAACAUAAACUUGAGAAACAAGAGAAUAGAAUCUUCGAAAAGUGUGCUGCAAUUUUAUUUAACUGUCCCAAGAGUUAACACAAAUUGUCACAAAUGUAGCGGAACAAGUCAGUCCAACUUCUGACAUCCAGCGAACCAGGACUCUUGUUUGAUGAUGGUUGAGUAGCAGUGAAAGAGAGCCUUAAUUUCAAUUACAGCCCAGGUAUUGCCUAUGGCUUCUUAGCAGACACAGCGUCACAGACGUAGGCCUAACUCUUGGAGCAGCUUCAGACAUUUUGCCCAAAUGCUACCUGAUGACACAUUUCCGCAUCAUUUGUGUAGUUCCGUUCCGGAUUGCUGUCCAAGGCGUUCCAUAGGUUAUUUUCUAAGACAGUCCAUACACAAGCGUAGAUAUGUAUAUAAAGACGUAAGCUUUGAGCAUCGACAGUUCAUAUUGCCGUGCUUUUUGCAAUUAAUUUUUGUAUCAUAAAGUCUUUCUGAACACUUAAGGUAGCAUAUUAAGUUUCCUUAUCUAUACAAAUUACUUGUCUUCCUUUAAGAUGAUUUAAAUAUGUAUUAUAUGAAUCUUUCUUCCAUUGAUUUGAUAAGGGCACUGUAAACAGUUUGAGAAAGUCACAAAAGGAAAAGAUUCGUUGUGUAUUAAGUAACCGUUUGAAUCUUUUGACAGGAAAUCAAGCAUUUUAUGGUAUAUGCCCCUCAUAAAAAAUCGGAAAUUUUCUGAACGGUUACUAGACUUUUCACAAAUGAAAAAUACAUUUAUAGAGUUCUAUACAAAUAAUGCGUACUACGUACUAAUUCAAUUGGUGUAUAUACCCGUGUGUAAACACCAGGGGAAAUGUAAAAUUUUGUUUAGCCUAUAGCUUUUAGGAAUCAUUCUCAUCAAAAUAAUAUUAUGCGGUAUACUUACAAAGGCAAAAUUUUCAACUUACUCUUGUGUUGAAGCUAUUACUAUUGUGUAUUAUGUUCUCGAGAAUGGGCGUUACUUCUUUUAUAUAUUUGUACUAUAUAAACAUAAUGAGACGAAAAGAUAUUAAUGUGGAUUUAAAUAAUGAUACUCGAUCGCUAUUUACAACCAUUUUAAACGAUUAAUUUCGUUUUGUAAAUUCA
Messenger RNA from Acanthaster planci (crown-of-thorns starfish), 6062 nucleotides. RefSeq lists its product as uncharacterized. The record is from RefSeq and is a predicted model, not a curated record. Gene Ontology annotation, molecular function: protein binding. NCBI's taxonomy places the organism in Eukaryota, Metazoa, Echinodermata, Asteroidea, Valvatida, Acanthasteridae.